AUGAUGCAGCGCGAUACGAGACCGGACAGAAUCAACCUCCCGUCUGGCUCACCGCAAUUAAUAAGAACACAAAGUAGAUCGAGCGAUGGAGGUCGCACACCUUCGGCGUCCCUUCAUACGCUUCCUGCGCCACCAAGUUUGUCUCCCGAUCCCGCAUAUAUUGCACCCUCAGCAGCUGCGCAUGUUGUGAGUAGCGGGCUUGCCAAUCGAGGGCAAAGCAUCGGCGAUGAAGAAGACUUCAACGAGGAGACCGCCGCCACUGUUACGGCUUCAGCGCUCGCGCUCAUCAAUUCUUUCCUCGAUCAAUUGCUCUUCAGUUUCCUCGCAACGUCGCGAUCAACCUCCAUCUUGUCCCUUAGGCCUGCCAUUUCUGAGAUUCUCAAGCCUAGACUUGCCAAGGAAGCUAUCGACGGUGCAGAUGAAGAGCUCAAGGGCUAUCUAGCGGGAGGUGAUGAUGAAGAACUGCUAGACUUUCACAAUGGGCAAGAACUCAAGGGGGCGAGCAAUCUUCUCCAUGUCUUCAAGAGAACACGUCUUCGAUGCAUGGUAUACACUCGUCUGGGCGACAUGGAAGAAGAGGACGAGGAAGCGCAUCUAGAAAACGAAAGCCCUUCCGAUGACGGUCAGAAUCGACUUUCCCGAGAUCUGGGGAACGUCUCGCCAGCUGCAGCAAUCUUUCUUACAUCGAUUAUCGAAUUCGUGGGGGAACAAGCACUAGCGAUUGCUGGUGACAACGCGCUCAGCCGCUUCAAUUCUAAAAAAUCAAACACGGGGGAGCGUAUCCUCGUGGAAGACCGUGACGUUGAAAAGAUAGCCUUUAACAAAGCCAUAGGUCGAUUGUGGAGAGCGUGGAAGAAAGCAGGCCGACUCAGCAUAAUCAGCCCGCGGACGUCUUCUUAUGAUCAGCGUGUUUCUAGAAGGACCACGAGCUCGGCGACAAGUAGAACUACAAGCAUUAGUGAACACAGCGAAGCCAACUAUUUUGGACCAAACCGAAGCUCAAUCGUAGAAUCAUCCGAGGGAGAUACAAUUGCAGGAUCGAAAGCUCCUCCAAAGGCGACGGAUCUGCCUGCCGAGCCUGACUUUACUACUGAUGAUGACAAGCCACCAGUAAACGAAUCCACCAGAGGUCGUCCUUACAGCAUGAUUGAGUAUCCUUCUCAGAAUGGCGAAGAAGACAAGGCAGCUGCCAAUCAGAAACGUACGGAUGAAGUAACUCCGUCCUCAGCGAAACCAGCUAGGGGCCACCAACGUGCAGUCUCUCUCCCUACGGCGAGAACGACACCUUAUUCGUCGCCAGUAGACGAGGCCUUCACUACACCGACCGAGAGGCCUGAUCCAAUGACCAGCGACUCUCAGGAGCUUGCAAAGACGGAGAGAGAAUUGCCAAAGCUAACCGACGAUUCCCAGAAAGUCUCAGACUCUGUCCGUGGCAAUCAAGGUGUGUCAACGAUGUACGACGGACUGUUGAAACGUAACGAGAAGCCUAUACCCAUUGACCCCACUCUCGCGAGCCGAGUCAGUGUGUCAGAGUAUUCUGAAUCAUCUUCUAUUGGACAUGAUGCGGAGAUGACACCACAGGCCCUCAGUUUCAAAAGAGCGCAGCCGAAUUCAAUUUUGGAUAUUUCCAGCGAGCAGAAAUCCCGUGCAAGCACAAUGUCAAGCGGCUAUAGCUUUCACCAUGGCGUACAGAGCCCACUUACUGCUACGGAUGGCACAAAUGGCAAGAGCGUAGACGGCGAUUCAGAAAGUGGCAUUUUCCCGCUACGUGGGGCUUCGCUGGACCAACCACGUACAGAACACAAUGACUUUGAGAAGCUUACAGCCCUCCAAGGUGAGCAGCUCAAGACAUAUGAUGACGGUGGUAAGGCUGUGAAACGCGACAUCCCAGUGCGUUACGAAGCUCCGUCGAAUGAAGAUUUUCACAACCUCGAGACCGCGAAGUCGAUGCCUGUGGAUGAAGAAACAACAUCUCCCACCAUUACGAAUAGAAGAGACAUCGCAGAAGCUAGUUUUGCACAAUAUGGGGAUCCGCAAGCAUUCGAAGCCAUCCAGCACCAGCAAGCGGCUGCGAGUGUCGCUGCUGCUGCUAAGAAUCUUGACACCCGAAGGCCACCCACGUCUGCUCCAGCAGGAACAGAGAGAGCUGCUGUGCAAAGAGUCCUGCCUUCUUCGGGCUCUGCAUCGAACUCUCCAACUACUGGUGGACGCAUUUCCUCGAGCAGCAAUCGUGAGGUUAGGCCUAUAACUGCUUCGAGCACGUCGUCUAAGAUCAAAGGUAUCAUUGGGCGAGAAUCUGGGGAUGCUGUCAGACACGCUGUACCAAGGACCACUUCUUCUGAAGCUACCAGAGAGAUUACUAGCAGCUCAUCCCGCAGUGCCAAAUCGAAUGACAAAGAACAAGAUUUCGAGCAAUUAAUUCAAAGUGAUGAAACCAUCCAAUACACGCUGACGCCACAAAAUAUGCGUGAAAUGGAGCAACCUGAUUCGCCUCGAUGGAGCACUAAGACCCCGCGUGUGGGCACUAUUUCACCUGAAGCUACCCAAAGUGUUACGUCUACUGAAGCCCGUUCUAGCAAGUCUCUCCGAGGGCUUAAUGGGCUAAGAUCCAAUCCCACCGCCGGCUCCGAUGUGAUGGAGUUUGCCUCACCGCCAGAUGUAUCACCUGUCAGCACGAAGUCAAAUCCGCAACGACAGGCAAAAGCGGCUGGACCGGGUACGAAGCCUAUAGUUGCCCGGGAUCCUGUAACGCGUGGUGACUCGUCCAAAGACUUAGCUGAUUUCAUGAGGUCCACGGGUCCAGAAAAUGAGAACAAAGUACCAACGAAGUCUCCAGCAGGAAGGCCAGAUUUACACUCUCGGGGCGCAAGCAACAGCUCGCAGCAGAGCGGCAGACCUCUUUCAAGGAAGAUUACAAAACAGCAACCUGGUCAAGUACCGAAGAAACCAGAAGUCGGCCCAGUUCGAAAGUCUUCGAAACUUCGGGCGCGAGAUCCUAUUGCUUCUCCAACUAACACUACUGCUGAGCUUGCUGAUUUCUUUCGAUCUGGACCUCCCGGUGCACAAGUCGCGCAGCGUUCUGUCCCCUCGCCCAACACGAACAAUAGAAUGCGAGAUAACCCGGGAUCAGCAAGUACACUUGACAGCAUUGCGCAAUCUAAGAUCACUCAAUCAUCCACCAAUUCUCGGACUGGCCUCCUAGAUAGCACGAACAAGGCUGCUGGCAAACCCAGCAAUCAACGUCCACUCAAUGAUGAUAUGGGGCCAGUCCGCAAGCAACGUCGCGUCAAGGAUCCCUAUGCCAUUGACACCGACGACGAGGAAGAAGAAGAAAUCAUAGUCAUUGAUGACACUCCUCAGGAGUCCUUGAGCGACUUUUUGAGAAACUAUUCUCCACCCUCCACCUCAGGCACCGACCAACGCAACGCCACCGCUAACGCUUCCACCGCCCUUCCGGCUCAAGACUCUAAUAAUAAACAGCGAAAAGUUUCUGGCACCAGCAUGCGCGAGCGUAUUGCCCGUAACAUCGCCGUGAUACCAGACUACCGUCCUCUUCCGCCAAAGGCUUCCAAGAAACCCCCCUCCCGCUCUCCACCCCAGUCAAACGAAAAACCCAAACCACAACCACAACCACCAAGCACGUCCACUCCCCCAAAGAAUCGUGCAGCAAGCACCCCCACCGCUACCGCUGCCCAACCCACAGUCCCCCAACUUCCCCCCUUGAAAUCCAUGUCCAGCAGCACCAACACCACGAACCACCACGCCAGGCCCAGCUCCCCACAUCUCACCCAAAACGGUACCAAGUUCGACACCUAUAGGCCCUCGCAGCCUACGUACGCAAAACACAUGGACCCGGGCAAUCGCAAGCCGAAGCCGUUGAUGGUGGCUAGAGCGGCUGAGGGUGGUGCGGAUAAAGCCAGUGGGAUGGCUGAUUUGGCUGAUUUCUUGAGAGAGACGGAACCGCCGGCGCCGAGUGGGCCGGUUGCGGUUGCGAGGCCGAUUAGUCCGGUGGCGAGGCCGAGUCAGGAGGGGGUUGGAGGAAUUGGGGGAGGAGGAAGAAGUAAGGUGAUGAGUUACUUAGAUAGAUAG
Messenger RNA from Bacidia gigantensis, 4089 nucleotides. RefSeq lists its product as uncharacterized. The coding region runs from base 1 to 4089 and encodes 1362 amino acids. NCBI's taxonomy places the organism in Eukaryota, Fungi, Ascomycota, Lecanoromycetes, Lecanorales, Ramalinaceae. The record is from RefSeq and is a predicted model, not a curated record. The transcript is spliced from 2 exons.